Messenger RNA from Halichondria panicea, 6195 nucleotides. RefSeq lists its product as uncharacterized. The transcript has 3 exons. NCBI's taxonomy places the organism in Eukaryota, Metazoa, Porifera, Demospongiae, Suberitida, Halichondriidae. The record is from RefSeq and is a predicted model, not a curated record. Bases 2200 to 6000 code for a protein of 1266 amino acids.
UGAUGGCUAAAACUAGUAGUAGAUACAGCUAGUUGAGUUGAUUUAGCUAUCCUGCAAGAAGCAGACCCAUUCACUUUAGUGGAGGUGAGACGGGAAGCUUCAAAGAGUUAGCGCUAAAGAGUGUAAUGAAGUAAGCUUCACUGUGAAAUCCAAGGCAAACAUGGAAGUUCUGAUAUUGAAUGUGGGCGAGUCAUUUCUAGACGGUGAGAAGGUACUGGAACUAAAUGUACUAUUUGAGUUAUGCCCGAAUGGCUUUCCACUAGACCAAGAUAAUGCCAGCUGUGUCUGUGACAAGCAAAUCAGUAACUUUCUACAAAGCUGUGAGAUAACGGAUGACAUCAGAAGAAAAUUGAAUUUCAAAGCUAUUGGAGGGCACCAGCAAAUCAACCUAAUUAUCAAGGAGCAAUGAGUUGGUAUGAAAGCUGUCCUAACAGAUACUGUAUUACUGAGGGAAGCUUCACUUUUUCAAAUGAUGAUAUUUGUGAUAAAAAUCGGACUGGUGUUCUGUGUGGAAGCUGCAAAGGAAACACUAGUUUAUUGCUCGGUCGCAAUGUAUGUGGGGACUGUUCAGAUAAUGCAUACUUGGCACUAUUGAUUGUUUUUGCAGUGGCUGGAGUACUAGUGGUUGCCCUGGCCUUCCUAACGCAAAUGACAGUGGCUUCAGGAACUAUAAAUGGACUCAUCUUUUACGCCAACAUUUUGAACAGCAAUCAGACUUUAUUUCUCCCAGAAGGAUUCUUUCGUGGCUAUAUCAUAUUCAUAUCAUGGCUGAACCUCGAUUUCGGAAUUGAAACAUGUUUCUACGACGGCAUGAAUCAGAUUGCAUACAGUGGACUACAGUUCGUAUUCCCAGUCUACAUCUGGAUACUAGCAGGCCUGAUUGUUGUUCUAUGCCGAUACUCUGUAUGGGUAUCAAAGUUUUUCAGUACCAGUGACCCUGUAGCUGUUCUUGCUACCAUAAUCUUGCUGUCUUUCAACUCACUAGCCCAAAAUGUCAUCAAUAUUUUCUACAAUUCAUCGAUCAAUAACCCAGGGAGCAAUAGAACAAGAGUGUGGAGAUAUGAUGGAAGUGUUGAUUAUGCCUCAGUGGAUCAUUUGACUCUUAUCAUAGUCGCAUCAGUGUUUCUCCUUGGCACCAUACACCUUUGCACUUUUUCAGCUCAAAUUUUGCAGAAAAGCAGUUUUAUAUCGAACAUUCUUCAACGAUUGAGACUUCAGCCUUUCAUACACGCAUACUUGAUCCCUUUCAAACCCAACCAUCGCUACUGGGCAGGACUCAGUCUAUUGAUGAGAGUCAUGCUCCUAAUUAUAUUUGCAUUAGGAGAAAAUCAGCACAUAAACCUUCUUGCUAUCAUUACCACUUGUAUUGUUGCAAUAACUAUGUUCAAGGUGACUGGAGGAAUAUAUGACAAGAGUUGUAUUGACACACUGAAGAUGUCCUUCUUGGUGAACCUAUAGGUGUGCUUGCAGCAGCUACCUCAUAUUCUCUGAAUUCUUCAAUCAACGGUCAUAGAGAAAUCGCCACAUACAUAUCGAUUACGAUAGCACUACUAACUUUUAUUGGGAUUAUAAUUGUGCACAUUUACUGGCGACUCAAGAAGCUGCCAGUGUUGAAGGUAAAGCUGGAAGAUUUUGCCAAUAAAAUGCGAGGAAUUAAAUUUGCCAAGACACAAAACAAAAUUAUAAGCAAGCUGGAGGAAUUGGAGGAUAAAGAAGUCACUCAAAGCGUGGUUAUCAUGACACCUGCAUAUCAAGUUGAUCUUAGGGAGCCAUUACUGGAAAGCCAAAUACAUUGAGACUCGUCCCUAUAAGUUAACUAUAAGCUGCCUAUUAGAUCUAUGCCAUGUACCAACAUGCAUCUUGUUUUAUGUAAUUUGGAAUGGUUGCUAGGAAAUCUUAAGGGAGUAUUUCUAUCUAAUGGCAUUCAUUUUUCCAACUAAAAUGAAUGAACUUAGCAGCCAGUGACAUUCUUCUCACCAACAUAAAGUAGCUAUAAAUAUCAAUAGAUUGACUAAUUAUGUCACAUGAUAGUUAUAGAGCUAGUAGAUACAGACUAGUAGAUAUAGAUAUCUAUACAGUUAGUCUAGUUGAGAGUAGAGUUGAUCUAGCUAUAAUUCAGCCUGCAGAAGCAGACCCACCCACAUUUGGAGAAGCCACACACCUAUAGGCCUAUACUCACUAUAGUAUAGAGGUGAGAUCAUGGCUUCAACAGGAUUGAAAGUACUUUUUCUCCUAACAAUUCUGAUUAUUUGCAAUGCCCAAGAGCAACUGAUUCACGUCAAACCCGACAGCUGCCAACAAGAGUGCUCCUGUUCCUACCAGUUCCCUGACUGUCAGACUUUGUCUGAGUACGCACUCAAUACAAGUAGUGACCUCCCUUCCAAGUUUAUACUAACUCCUGGUCUAUAUUAUCUCGAUUCAAACUUUUUAUUAAAUGGGACCAUCACUGAGAGCUUCUCUCUAAACGGAACUGAAAAUACCACCAUCUACUGCCGACAAAAAGCCACUUUAUCGUUCAAUGGUUUGACAAGCGUAACUAUUCAGAAUGUGGCCUUUGUUUCGUGCGGUGAAAGUGAUUUGCCUGGUAUCAGCUUGAUCAACAUCAAUACAGUGAAGAUGAUGGACAUCAGUGUAGCUAACACCACCUCUGAUGCUCUCUACAUUAAAGACGGCUCAAAUGUUGAGCUCACUAACCUUGUGAUUACCAAUAACAAAAACGCACUUGCUACGAUUGUCAACAUACAAAACUCAGGAAAUAUCACAUUAAAUAACCUCAGCAUCUUCAACAACAGUAUUGGAGAAUAUGAUUCUGAGUGUGUCUACAGCAGCUUCCCUAAUGCAGAAGAGGUGGUGUUUCGAAUUGAUGGUGGUUUCCUAACAGCUGAGAGUGUUUAUGUGACUGAUAAUGUCGGACCGUUUGGUGUAAUGGCCUUGAGUAACGUUGAGGCAGUUGUGAAUGGAGAUUGGUCAUUUGAACGAAACCUUGUCUGUCUAGGUGGUUCUUUUGCCCUUGAUAGAACAGAAUUGCAAUGUAGGGGCAAUCUGUAUUUUAUUGAGAAUAAAGGAAUCAACGAAAUCAAUAAAUCUACCGCUGGACUUCUCUUGUACAACAGUGCCACACUUAACUUGACAGGAAACAUUGAGUCAAGUGGAAAUGAAGGAUAUAUUAUGUCAGUUCAAUCAAUUUCCUCACACAUAUUCAUGAUAGGAGGAAUGCUUAAUUUAACGAGCAAUCCGGGUGGUCAUCAAGGCAUCUCAUUAACGAAGGACUCGAUAUUUACAAUUAACGAUGGAGCCCUAGUAGUUCAUAACAACACGUUUCGUUUGCGAAUAAUUUUAGUUGAUAAUUCGGAACUUUCGGUCAGUGGGAUUGUAUCAGUUGUUAAUAAUCCAUCGCAAAUUGUUGUGUAUGAUGGAAAACUAACUCUACGUGGCGACAUCCAAUUUCAAGGGAACGCUGGAGUUUUGUAUGCUUCACGGUCAACGAUUGAUAUAAGCGGUAAUUCCACUUUCACAAGUAACAACAUAGAAGAUGAUUUUAAAGAUGGUACUCUUGCUCUAAUACAAAGCAUUCUAUUCUUGGGAGGUACGUACAACUUUCAUGAUAAUAUCUAUGACGACGAAAAUGGAGGAGGGAUAUAUGCAAGUGUUCUCUCUACUGUUAGAUUUAGCGGCACUGGAUGUUUCAAUCAUAACUCAGCAAGAUAUGGGGGUGCCUUAUUCCUGGAUCAAUCAUCUCGGAUUGAAUUUGAGAAAGAAACUAGUCUGCAUUUCAUUAACAAUACUGCAGUGAAAGGAGGUGCUAUUUUUAUCGGAACUUCUCUUGAGCAUACGAAUUGUUCUGACAACCGUGAAGAAUGUUUAAUUAGUCUCCAAGACGAGAACAAUCCUCAGGUGUCCCUUAUAUUCCAACGUAACAAAGCGUACCCUGGGGGCAGCGUUAUACACGUGAACUUUGACCACAUAGAAACUCUUAAAGUUGAGUAUCCUGCUUUAAUUGACUUGAAUCGAACAAUAACUUCACUCACCAAUAAUUCAGUGCCCAUGUUUACAUCCGAUAGCUACUGGUUUUGCUUUUGUGAAGAUGAUCGAGAAAAGUGCUCCGACCGAUCUCAAAAUAUAACAGCAUUCAAAGGAAAGCGCUUCUCUGUAGAAGUUAGAGCCAUCAAAUUCUACGGGAGCAAUAUGUCAGAACCGGUACGAAGUACUUUCGAGUCUUCCCGAAAGCAAGUAGAUAUUGGGGAUCUAUCAAUUACUGCCUCUCUUAUCGGGAACAAUGGUAGGCUACUAAGUGUUAGCGCAACGGAGUGCACCAGCAUUAACUUUACGGUUAAAUCUUCGGCAGACAAUGAAGUUAUUAUAAUGAAUGUUGGCGAUUCAUUUUUUGAUAUGGAGAAGUCGUUGAAAGUGAAUGUUAAUCUAAACCCCUUUUGUCCUGAUGGAUUUCCAUUCAAUGAGAAGCGGGAUUCUUGCGUCUGUGAUGAAAGCAUCAAGAACUUUCUACUCAGCUGUGACGUGAAUGAGCAUAACUUUCAGAAGAGAAUAGAGUAUCCAGCAUUUUGGAUGGGGCCUGCAAAUGACUCCAUCUAUCAAGGUGCCGUAAAUUGGUAUGACAAUUGUCCUCAUCGUUUCUGUAUCAGAAAUGGCACAUUCACUUUUUCGGAUGAUGGUAUUUGUGACAACAAUAGGUCUGGUGUUCUGUGUGGAAGCUGCAACAUGAACACUAGUUUAUUGCUCGGUGGAGAAAUAUGUAAGAACUGUUCAGAUAAUGCUUACUUGGCGCUAUUGGUUGUUUUUGUAGUGGCUGGAAUAUUAGUAGUUGCCCUGGUCUUCCUAACACAAAUGACAGUGUCUUCAGGAACUAUAAAUGGACUCAUCUUCUACGUCAACAUUUUAAACAGCAAUCAAGCUGUGUUUCUCCCAGUGGGAUUUUUCCGUGGCUAUAUCAUUUUUAUAUCAUGGCUGAACCUCGAUUUUGGAAUCGAAACAUGCUUCUACGACGGCAUGAAUCAGAUUGCAUACAGUGGACUACAGUUUGUAUUCCCAGUCUACAUAUGGAUACUAGCAGGCCUGAUUGUUGUUCUAUGCCGAUACUCUGUACAGGUAUCAAAGUUUUUCAGUACCAGCGACCCUGUAGCUGUUCUUGCUACUAUAAUCUUGUUGUCUUUCAACUCACUAGCUCAGAACAUCAUCAGUAUCUUCUACUAUUCGACUCUUCACAACCCUGGGAACAUCAGAACAAGAGUGUGGAGAUACGAUGGAAAUGUUGAUUAUGCCUCUGGGCAUCAUUUGACUCUUAUCAUAGUCGCAUCAGUGUUUCUCCUAUUGUUACUGACACCCUACACGCUUGUACUGUUCUCUGCACAAGUUUUACAGAAAAGCGAUUUCAUCUCCAAAAUUCUUCGACGAUUGAGACUUCAGCCUUUCAUACACGCAUAUCUGAUCCCUUUCAAACCCAACCAUCGCUACUGGGCAGGGCUGUGUCUUCUAAUGAGAGCUGUGCUACUAACUAUAUUUGCAUUGGGAGAAAAUAUACAACUAAACCUUCUUGUUAUCAUUACAGCCUGUAUUGUUGCUAUAUCUAUGUUCAAGGUGACUGGAGGAAUAUAUGACAAGAGUUGGAUUGACACACUGGAGAUGUCCUUCUUGGUGAACCUAGGUGUGCUUGCAGCAGCUACCUCAUAUUCUCUGCAUUCUUCAAUCAACGGUCAUAGAGAAAUAGCCACAUACAUAUCGAUUUCGAUAGCACUACUAACAUUUGUCGGUAUUAUAAUUCUGCACAUUUACUGGCGACUCAAGAAGCUACCAAUGGUGAAGGAAAGAAUUAAAGCUUUUGCCCAAAAAAUAGGAGAAAUUAAAUUACCCAAGAGCCAAAAACUAAUUAUAAAUGAGCCAGCUGAAUUGGAGGCUAACAAAGUCACACAGAGCGUGGCUGAGCUGACACCCGCAACUUAUCAAGUUGAUCUGAGGGAGCCAUUGCUGGAAAGCCAAAUACAUUGAUAAUUAUUAUGUUGCAUGUCCACUUUUUGUGUCUAACUAUAAUUAUAACUGGCAUGCAUGCAUGUCCCGGCCAUUCGUAUUUUAUAUAAUUAUAGAUACGUAUACCUUUGUUUUUUUAUAAUGCUGUUUUUUAGUUAUAAGGAUAUAAGAAAAAUUACCGUCUGAGCGGGCAAUAAUAAUUUUGAAUGUUCCAGA